Molecule: messenger RNA, 892 nt
Organism: Mercenaria mercenaria
Lineage: Eukaryota; Metazoa; Mollusca; Bivalvia; Venerida; Veneridae
Exons: 4
Coding region: 52-717 (221 amino acids)
Source: RefSeq, a predicted model, not a curated record
CCGACGUGAGACGACAGCGCGCCGAGAAGGAGAAAGAGUCAGAUAGGCAAUAUGAGGGCGCUACUUUGUGCAGCUCUUGUUUUCCUAUGGGCUCAGUGCAUUCAUGGCUUUGCAUUUUCUCCAGGCUCGUACAGGGAAGCGCGACAAAACUAUUACGAGGUAAUAAAUAACUGUGAGAAAGAAGGGGGUGAAUGUCUAGACGUCGAUUUCGGAACUACUGAUCCUCCUACACCAGACCCAACGCCGGCACCAAGGCCUACGACCACACGUGCACCACCGCCUCCCGCACCCGUGACACAACAAUUCUUCUGGUACCCAUUCUGGCCUUUCAUACCUACACCACAAGCUCCAUUUCCAUCUACUAGAGCACCUCGACCGACAACCCGUGCACCACGACCAACCACCCGUGCACCACGACCAACCACCCGCGCACCUCGGCCUACAACACAAGCUCCGGUAGCGGUACCUCCAAAACCAGUUAAAGCACCCGUUAAAGCGGCAAGAAAGAUCAAGAAGGGUGGUAAAGGUAAAAGACGACAGAGAAAUCAAGGAGAAGUCGAGAGAGAGGUCAGAAAGCGUCGACAAGCAUUCAAUCCUGAUCCCUGGGAUUACCUCUACAAUGAAUGUACCGGAGGUUGGGAGUUCGACCUAGGUUGUGGAGCUAGAGGUGGCAACGUCUGCUGCUAUUCCUCCAGUUCGGGCAAUCCCUACAAAUAAAGCAGAAACAAGUACAGCGCCUGGAAAUUAAGAGACUUCCAGCGACACAGCAUUAAUUAAAUUAUCAGCGUCACCGUCCACUAACGUGAUCAAAAUUUCAUCCUGACGCCACCAGAAAUACCAUGUGUUCCGUAGUCCGUGUUCUUAAAUUUGUAAAUAAAAUAUCUACCCAAGA